This is a messenger RNA of Trematosphaeria pertusa, 1774 nucleotides long. Its product is annotated as alpha/beta-hydrolase. Lineage: Eukaryota; Fungi; Ascomycota; Dothideomycetes; Pleosporales; Trematosphaeriaceae. The transcript has a single exon. The coding region runs from base 304 to 1563 and encodes 419 amino acids. The record is from RefSeq and is a predicted model, not a curated record. Gene Ontology annotation, molecular function: hydrolase activity.
UUGAUCGCCUACGUCAUUCACAAGUCUACUUCAUGUUUCAUGGCGCCCACGAUUUCUGGACCACACUGCCAAACCCAACUGACGUGCAGCUAAGGCCCGCCAAUUCGCAUCGUAACAAGGCUUCCCGACGCACGGCAACCCUCCGCCACCGAGUUGGCCUGUCACGAACAUUCUCGACCCGUCAAAAAGAGCUGAGCCCCCUCCAGCUCAACACCCCUUUUCUCCUUCCAUGGACUCAAGAACAUAAGGACAUAACAUUCCGCAAUUGGACCUGAAAGAGCAAAGGCACGCAUCUCAGACACCAUGCCCGGCAACCGUCCUCGAUGGAUGCUACACAUACAAGCACAGUUCUGGCGCGUGCUCAUGGGCAUCGGCAUGAUGCUGCACAAGCUCGCCCGCCCUCUCCCGCCCUCGCCUUCCUUCCACAGACACGUCGACGCGACCGUAUCGCCACUGAAAGGAAAAUUUAAGCUCCAUUUCUACGUUCCAAAGGAUUAUCACAAACAGAAGAAGCUGAAGGGCCACAAGAGAUACCCGUGUGUUAUCAACUUCCAUGGCGGAGGCUUCACGCUGGGAACAGCACAGGAUGAUGCGCGCUGGGCAGGAGUGGUUGUUGAACAAGUGGGAGCAGUCGUCGUCAGCGUCGAUUACCGGCUCGCGCCCGAAUUCCCGUUUCCUACCGCUGUCGAAGAUGGCGCCGAUGCCAUAUUAUACCUCUCGCGGAAUGCGGACGAAUUGAGGCUGGAUCCGGAGCGUUUCGCUGUGUCGGGCUUCUCCUCGGGCGGCAACAUGAGCUUCACGGUUCCGUUGUGUCUGCAGGGCGAAUUGCUGGAUAGAACACCCUCGGGGACGAAGAUUCAAGACGGCCGGGCUGGCAGCAUCCCGCAAGUUGUCCUACCUCCAUCGCUUCCCACAGGUUCGGCCAACCAUCUCGCGCCGAAUUACACUCCCAAUUCCUCACGUGUCCCUCUCGUCCGACAGAAGUCUCGCAUCGACAGAAUCGCUAUGCUCCGCCAGACUGGCACGUCGACCCUCUCCCUCGUAUCGUCAUAUAAGGAUGGACCGGCAGUGUCUGUUGCAACUGAGGGCUCGAAAGCAGAGGCCAAAAUCCGGGGCAUUGUAUCAUUCUACCCGUCUACCGAUUACACGCAGACGCGGGAACAGCGACGUGCAACUUGCACGAGGGCAGAUCAGCAGCUCCCUGCUGUCUUCACGGAAUUAUUCGAUGACUCGUAUCUACAACCGCCGUCUUUGGACCUCACCCAUCCCUGGUUGAGUCCGGGUGUAGCUCCCCAUCACAUGCUCGUCGCCUUACCCGACGACAUCGUUCUCUUCUGCUGCGAAUGGGACAUGUUGCUCGCCGAGGGCGAGGCUUUCCGCGAUAGGCUCGCAACAGACCUAGGCAAGAGAGUUCACUACCAUUGCGUACCGGGCGUGCCUCAUGGGUGGGACAAGGCACCAAAUCCUCUUAGAGAGUCACCAGGGGCGAGAGAGCAAUAUACGGUUGCUUGUAAGGAGUUGAGGAGGAUGUUUGAGCUCGACGAUGAUGAAGACGGGGAAUAGAUGGAAGAGGUGUUGUUUCGCUAGCGUACAUCCUGGCUGCCAUGAUUCUCUUUAGCGUAUAUACUUUCAGAUAGAGCUCUGGCGUUAGGCGUCGUCUCGGUUCUUAGUCGUGGCGUUCCGAGCAUUUGAAACAGUCAGACGUUUGAUCAGGUCUUUCUCCCGUGUAAAUGCCUUAGUCUAUGGGAUGUUAUCUUGAAGUAGAUGUUGCCUU